AUGGAGAGGAUACAGAUCAUGUCUAUAGGAGCGCUGGUAUGGACACUGUCUGUUGGACUUGCUGCGACACAAACCAUUUUCACAACAACGAACAUGAUUCCAACUGCCACAAUAGAAAUGGUUUCAGGAGUGAGUUCACAACACAACGAGCAGGUUUGCAGUGUGUGGGGAAACUAUCAUUACAAGACCUUCGACGGGCACUACUUCCAGCUCCCAUCUUCCUGCAACUACAUCCUGACGUCACACUGUUCGGCCAGCUAUGAGGACUUUAACAUCCAGCUGAGACAUCAGGUGGUGAACAAUGAAGCCACAAUCAGCAAAAUCACCAUGAAGCUGCAGGGGACAGUCAUAGAGCUGACCAAAGGCUCUCUCAGUGUUAAUGAGCAAAUAGUCACACUUCCAUUUAGCAGCUCUGGCGUUUUCAUCGAGAAGAUGACGUCUUAUAUUUCAGUCAAGGCUGUUUUGGGCCUUGUAGCAAUGUGGAAUGAAGAUGAUUCGUUCAUGGUCAAGUUAGAUGACAAAUACAAAAACCAAACGUGUGGACUUUGUGGAGACUUCAACGGAAUCUUGGUUUUCAAUGAAUUCAUCAGUGACGGAAUUACGCAGUCCGUGUCUGAUUAUGGGAACCUCUGGAAGAUGGAUGGUCCAAUGGAAGUCUGUAAGGAAGACACAGUAGCUCUUGAAGAAAACUGUGGAGAUGAGAAUUUCUGCCAUGAUAUCUUCUCCAGUUCAGUGUUCAGUGAUUGCAGAGGUCGGGUGUCCAUUGAUGCAUUUGUCCAAGUUUGCAUGAAAGACCUGUGCCAUUGCAACGGCACCUCUGGAUCCUUCUGUCUAUGCAAAUCCAUCGCACAUCCGUGCCCAGAAAGUAUGGUCCACCAAGAGUGUGGAAAUCCAUGCACUGACACCUGCACAAACCCUGAAAUAGGACAAGUGUGUGAGCACCACUGCAUUGAUGGAUGCUUCUGCCCUCCUGGCACUGUUUUUGAUGAUAUACACAAUACUGGCUGUAUCCCGCACAGUGAAUGCUCCUGCGUCCUUGGAGGUAAAAUAUUCGCCUCUGGGGAGAAUUACACAAGCAGCUGCAGAGACUGCACCUGUGAACAGGGACAGUGGAACUGUAUCCAGAAGGACUGCCCACAUUCAUGCUCAGUAGAGGGUGGAUCCCAUAUUACCUCUUAUGAUGGAAAAGCCUACACCUUUCAUGGAGACUGCACUUACAUCCUGUCCAAACAAUGCACAGGCACAGAAUUCACAGUUCAAGGAGACCUGGUGAAAUGUGGUGUGACUGAAACUGAAACCUGUUUGAAGUCAGUAACGCUGGCAUUGUUAGAUGGAACUAAUGUGAUUAAAGUGGAUUCCAGUGGAAAUAUUGAGAUCAACAGAAUAAUUGCCCAGAUGCCACUUUUUACAGCUGAUGUGAGCAUUUUCAAGCCCUCCUCAUUCUACAUUGUCAUUCAGGCCCAUUUGAUUGGGCUUCGCCUAGAGAUCCAGCUUGUACCAUUAAUGCAACUUUACAUCACAGUCAAUUCAGUGUACCAAGGAGAAACAUGCGGUCUUUGUGGCAAUUUCAACAACAUUGAGGCUGAUGACUUCACAACCAUUGGUGGACUCAGGGAAGCAACCGCUUUAGAUUUUGCAAACACCUGGAAAACAAGAGCAAGUUGUCCUGAUGUCAAAAGAAACUUUGAGAAUCCUUGCAGUCUUAGCACUGAAAAUGAGAAAUAUGCACAGCACUGGUGUUCCCUGCUAUCAGAUCCCUCAUCAGUGUUUGCCCCCUGCCACUAUGAAAUCAGCCCUGAAGUCUACAAAGCAAAUUGCAUAUAUGACAGCUGCAACUGUGAGAAAAGUGAAGACUGCAUGUGCGCUGCAUUGUCUUCAUACGUUCACGCAUGUGCUGCAAGAGGGAUUGCUCUUGAUGGCUGGAGAGAUGUUGCCUGCAAAACCUACACGCUAACCUGCCCCAGCACCACGGUCUACUCUUAUCAAAUGACCAGCUGUGACCGCACUUGCCGAUCCCUCAGCCAAUCAGACAACACCUGCGCUAUUGACUUGGUGCCAGUAGAUGGCUGUGGCUGCGCACAAGGAACGUACAUGAACGAGAAUGGUGACUGUGUUGCACCUGCCAGCUGCUCAUGUUAUGAUUCAGGCAAAAUUAUUCCUGCUGGAGAUAUAAUCUCAAAAGAUGGAGGAUCAUGUAUUUGCGAGCAAGGGAAAUUGAGCUGUGCUGGAGUAUCAAAAGGGGAAGAGUGCCAAGAUCCAAUGACGUUUUUCAACUGCUCCAGCGCUAGCCCUGGAUCCACGGGAUCGGAGUGUCAGAAGAGCUGCAACACAUUAGACAUGGCCUGCAUCAGCACAGAGUGUGUGUCUGGCUGUGUGUGCCCCUCUGGACUGCUGUCUGAUGGGAAAGGUGGCUGUAUCGCUGAAAACCUGUGCCCUUGCUUCCAUAACGGAGUUGCCUACCAACCUGGAGAAAGCAUCAAGACUGACUGUAAUACAUGUACUUGUAAGGAUAGACGAUGGAUCUGUACCACAAACCAGUGCAGUGGGACAUGCAGCAUCUAUGGAGACGGCCAUUAUAAAACGUUUGAUGAGAAAAGAUACGUCUUCAGUGGAAACUGUGAAUACAGCCUUGUCCAGGACUUUUGUAACAACACCACCGGCACUUUUAGAGUCAUUACUGAAAACAUUCCCUGUGGAUCCACUGGCACCACUUGUUCCAAGGCUAUCAAGCUGUUUCUUGGUAGCAAUGAGCUUAGACUGACAGAUGGAUCCUACCAAGUUGUUCAUAGAGAUUCAGGAGAGGAGAUUCCCUACCAGAUGCGCACCAUGGGACUAUACUUGAUGAUUGAGGCCAAUAAUGGUCUGAUGCUCAUAUGGGACAGAAAAACAACUAUACACAUCAAACUGAGUCCAGAGUUUAAUGGCCACGUUUGUGGUCUGUGCGGAAACUAUGAUGGAAACGCGAACGAUGACUUCACUACGCGCAGUCAAGCAAUUGCUGUCGAAACCCUGGAUUUUGUAAACAGCUGGAAGCUCUCUAAUUGUCCAGAUGCAACCCUCAUCCAAGAUCCAUGUGUCCAUAAUCCUUACAGGGAGGCGUGGGCACAGAGGCAGUGCAGCAUCAUUACUAGCAGUGUCUUCUCAACCUGUCAUUCACAGGUGGACCCCUCUCCUUUCUAUGAUGCUUGUGUGAGAGAUGCAUGUGCCUGUGAUAGUGGUGGAGAUUAUGAGUGUUUUUGCACAGCUGUAACAGCCUAUGCACAAGCCUGUAAUGAGGCUGGAGCCUGCGUUGCUUGGAGAUCACCUAAAAUAUGCCCAUUGUUUUGUGAUUAUUACAACCCCCCUGGUGAAUGUGAGUGGCAUUACAAACCUUGUGGAGCACCUUGUAUGCAGACAUGUAGAAACCCCUCUGGAAACUGCUCUAGUCAGAUACCAGCACUUGAAGGUUGCUAUCCUAAAUGCCCUCCCGAGCAGCCUAUUUUUGAUGAGGAUAACAUGAAGUGUGUGACACAGGAAGAUUGUGGCUGUUUUGUUGAAAUGUUACAUUAUCAGGUUGGCCAGCAGGUGCCAACCACAGAAAACUGUCAGUUGUGUUAUUGUUCAUCAUUUGGUGUUAUCUGUGACUUUGAUGUAAAUGCAUGUACAUGCCAAUACAACAAUAUGGAGUACAACUUUGGAGAUAUCAUUUAUCACACAACGGAUGGGCUGGGAGGUUGUAUCACAGGCAGAUGUUCAGUCAAUGGAACUAUUGAGAGGACUUUGAUACCUUGUGAAAUAACUACUGUCCCAACAACCACAUCCACCGUGACCACAACACAGACAUUAACAGCAAACCCGACAACAGUUUUUGUCUUCAGCACCCCAGCCAUUGAAGGUGGAGACGACCGGUCUAACAAACAAACCAACAACUACAGCCACAACUACUUUUGA
Messenger RNA from Sinocyclocheilus rhinocerous, 3930 nucleotides. Its product is annotated as mucin-5AC-like. Gene Ontology annotation, cellular component: extracellular matrix. Bases 1 to 3930 code for a protein of 1309 amino acids. The transcript is spliced from 30 exons. The record is from RefSeq and is a predicted model, not a curated record. NCBI's taxonomy places the organism in Eukaryota, Metazoa, Chordata, Actinopteri, Cypriniformes, Cyprinidae. Gene Ontology annotation, molecular function: protein binding.